Dufourea novaeangliae is the source of this 1185-nucleotide messenger RNA. Its product is annotated as RNA-directed DNA polymerase from mobile element jockey-like. The record is from RefSeq and is a predicted model, not a curated record. NCBI's taxonomy places the organism in Eukaryota, Metazoa, Arthropoda, Insecta, Hymenoptera, Halictidae. The transcript is spliced from 2 exons. Bases 1 to 1185 code for a protein of 394 amino acids.
AUGAUUACUGAAGCCCUAGAACAAAAACAAUACUGCACCGCCAUAUUUCUUGAUAUAGAGAAAGCUUUUGAUAAAGUUUGGCAUGAAGGUUUAUUAUAUAAGAUAAAACUAAAAUUUCCCACUGCCUUAUACCAAUUAAUAAAAUCAUUAAUAAAUCUAGAGGACAGAACAUACUAUGUCAAAAUUCAGGAUAGCACCUCUGAUAUCUACAAAAUCAAGGGUGGCGUUCCUCAGGGCAGUGUAAUGGGGCCCACACUUUACACCCUUUAUACAGCUGAUAUCCCCACUACAACAGAUACCACAUUACUCACAUUUGCUGACGACACAGCCAUAUUAACUACACACGAUGACCCUAGAAUAGCUUCCAAAACGUUGUUGAAGGAUAGCACCUCUGAUAUCUACAAAAUCAAGGGUGGCGUUCCUCAGGGCAGUGUAAUGGGGCCCACACUUUACACCCUUUAUACAGCUGAUAUCCCCACUACAACAGAUACCACAUUACUCACAUUUGCUGACGACACAGCCAUAUUAACUACACACGAUGACCCUAGAAUAGCUUCCAAAACGUUGCAAAAGCACAUACAAACACUCGAACGGUGGCUAAAUCACUGGAAAAUAACUGUCAAUACCGAAAAAUGCAAUCAUAUCACCUUCACAUUAAGAAAAGGCAUUACACCACCUAUCAUACUAAAUCAAUACAUUAUACCACAGACUAAAGCAGUCGAAUACUUAGGAUUACAUCUAGACUCCAAACUCACCUGGAAACAACACAUAAAGAAAAAAAUAGAACAAAUCAGAAUUAAAAGGAGGGAAAUGCAAUGGCUCACCAACAGACAUUCUAAGUUAUCACCUGAAAAUAAACUACUAAUAUAUAAAACAAUCAUAAAAUCUAUCUGGAAAUAUGGAAUUCAACUUUGGGGCAUGGCUGCCAAAAGCCAUAUUGCGAAGAUUGAAUCAUUACAAUCCAUAGUUCUCAGAACAAUUGUUAAUGCUCCAUGGUACGUCCGUAAUGACGAAAUUCGUAAAGACUUAAAUAUAACACCGGUCUCUGAUGAAAUAACGAGACUGUGCAGAAACUACAAAACCAGACUGGAGCAACAUCCCAAUAGUACAGCCAAGGAACUCUACUCAACGGAUCAACCUAGAAGACUAUUACGGAGAAAACACCCGAUGGAUCUGCUACUCUGA